AUGACCUUGACGUUUGCUGAGAAGAGUAUGAAUCACAGUUUCAUCGCGUGCGGAGAUCUUCCUGGACUCGCUGCUGCCACAAGCCCAAGGCGAUGCUGCACCCUUGCAACAGGACCCAAGACCCUGGAAUAUUUCAUUGGGGGCCAGGACUUCGCUGUCGGCAGCGCUGUCGGCGGCUUCCGCCUCGCUCGGGUUCUCCGCGCCUCCGAUCGGAAAGGGCAAUUGCAAGGGCAAUUGAAAGUGAAGUACUUCCAGGACAGAGCGGAGGGUGGUUUUGUCUUAGGGAGACGUGUUACUGGCAUUGACGAGGCAAGCAUCCUGAUGCAGGUGACAUUGGAUAACGUUGCAAAAGGAAAAGAGAGCAUAUUCUUGCUAUCCAAGAAUGACGAGAAGGAAAUACUGCGGCUGUUGAACCUUUCUGCGAAGGACGAAGGAAUUGGAAAGACGGAAAGCAAUGCAUGUGCCAUUCCGAAGCAAAGAAAGAGGAAGCUCAACAUGGAAGAUAGAGUAAUGGAUGAUGGGAAAAAGAAGCGCUUCAAGAACGUCUCCUCUGGAGAGAAGCUUGUGAGUGAACUGAAAGAGCCUAGUUUCGUCACAGAAACGCUAAAGAAUCGAGGCGGCUGCCAUUCCUCUCCAAGCUGCCCUAUGCGAUCCUGUGGGAACCGCCACGCCUACAUAUGCCCCCUCUGCGGCCUGGCCAUCCCAAACGGCAGGCUCUUCGACCACUGCAAAUCCAAGAAGCAGCAGCUGACCCACCCUCAUCGCUCCAACCUGAUCAUCAUGCAGUUCACCCAGAAAGCGCUGGGACGCCUCCACAAGACCCCGUGGACCAAGGACGAGAUGAAACGGAGGAAGCGGGAGUGGCCGUGCAAGGUGUGCGGCAAGGAAACGAAGGACGUCAAGAAGCACAUCGUCAAGAACCACGAAGACGACCGAAGGAAGGCGGCUGAAUUGGCAGCAUUGUCCAUCGUGGAACAUCUU
This is a messenger RNA of Darwinula stevensoni, 981 nucleotides long. Lineage: Eukaryota; Metazoa; Arthropoda; Ostracoda; Podocopida; Darwinulidae. The record is from the annotation of a GenBank genome assembly.